AUGAUCAAGCGCGCCCUCGGCCUUUUCGCCGGUGGGGAGGGCGCUGCAGAAGAUGACGACUCCGAUGACGUCACCCCAGCGCAGCGGCAAAAGCUUGAAAGGCGUCUGCUUCCGGGAGCACAGCGAGGCAGAAAGAGAAAGGACAUGGACGAAGAUGAGGGGGACAGUGAGGGCAGCACUGACAAUGAUUCCGAUGACGAUCCGCCUGUGCCAGAUGCAGAGGAGACGUUUCGCGGGCAAUACCACUGCCAGCUAUGCCCUGACAAGAUCCUGCUCACCGAAAAGCAGCUAGAGGUCCACCUGCAUAGUGGUGCACACAAGCGAAAAGAGCGUCACUUCGAACGGGCCAAGGCAAUGGGAUUGCAAGCCUAUGAGGCAGAGUGUCUCGAGAAAGCGGCCGCUCGAGAAGCAAAGGCCGCUGCUCAGAGUGCUGGCGUCCUGUCCAAGAAGAAGCAGAAAAACGCGGACUUCUGGAAGCAACGGAAGGAGCGCCAGCUGAAGGCGCGCAAAACAGGCGGCCUCAAGGGACAUGCCGGGAUCGCGCUUUCUGACAGAAUCGACGGCCAAGGAUUGCAAAGUUGA
Symbiodinium sp. CCMP2592 is the source of this 582-nucleotide messenger RNA. The record is from the annotation of a GenBank genome assembly. NCBI's taxonomy places the organism in Eukaryota, Dinophyceae, Suessiales, Symbiodiniaceae.